Molecule: messenger RNA, 2620 nt
Organism: Salarias fasciatus (jewelled blenny)
Lineage: Eukaryota; Metazoa; Chordata; Actinopteri; Blenniiformes; Blenniidae
Gene: hoxd4a
Product: homeobox D4a
Exons: 2
Coding region: 630-1397 (255 amino acids)
Biological process (GO): embryonic skeletal system morphogenesis; positive regulation of transcription by RNA polymerase II; anterior/posterior pattern specification
Cellular component (GO): nucleus; nucleoplasm
Molecular function (GO): RNA polymerase II cis-regulatory region sequence-specific DNA binding; DNA-binding transcription factor activity, RNA polymerase II-specific
Source: RefSeq, a predicted model, not a curated record
CAGCUGGAGCGUUUUCCCCUCCUGUGGGUUGUUUCUGUCUCUGCAUUAUUGAUUCCCGGAGGCUGCCGCUGCUGGCCAAUAGGCUCCCGAUUUCAAAGGGAAGGCAGCAGAUGAAGUGAUGAGAUUCGUGUAACUUUUGGAUGACCCCCUCCUUGACAAAGACAGUCUCCAUCAAUUGUCCUCAGUCAUUAUUCGCAGCCUUUAUGCCAGGGGGCUUUUUGUAUCUUUUGUUGGUAUCUCUGUUGAACACCGUGCCUUCAAGUUACAAUACACAAACUGAAAUAUUUGUGAUCAUCUUAGAUUUAAAAAAAAACAAACAUCUGUUCUCUUCUUUUGGACCCUCUCACAAUUUCAUAUCUGUGUAUUUUUUUUAAUGAUUUCAGAUGUUCAAUUGAAGAAAGAAUGUGUAACUUUCCUGGGGUUUUUACAGAAUCACUUUUUAUUUCCUACCGUGCAUGCACUUUUUCUUUGCCUUUUUCCCAGCAAGGUUUAAUUUUAGGGUGCCUGGAGUAAGUAGAAAUGCAUUUAGUUGUAUGUUUACCCGUGUUUGGACCAGCAUCACCUCUAUUGGCCGAUCUGGUCACAUGGUUCGCUAACUUUAUUCAGUUGACACCAAGUAGGAGGGCUUUAUGGAGGGAGGAAAAAAAGACAACUCGAGAAAAAUUAGUAUUUUCUACCUUCAGAAAUUAAUGGCCAUGAGUUCGUAUAUGGUGAACUCUAAGUAUGUGGAUCCCAAAUUUCCUCCCUGCGAGGAAUAUUCACAAAAUAACUAUAUACCUGAGCAGGGCUCGGACUACUACAGUCCAUCGCAGGACACAGACUUUCAGCAUCCAGGGAUCUACCCACGGUCAAACUACACGGAGCAGCCCUUCAGCUGCAACACGGGGCAGGACUCCACAGUGCAGCCACGGGGUCAUGUGCACGAGAGAUCCGGCCACCCGGGCCAUUUUAGCGCACAGACUGAGCAGGGGGCCCCGGUCCAGGCGGCCGGACCCCGGACUUGUGGACAGCAGCAAAACACAAAGAGCCAAAAUGGGAUACAAGCCAAACAGCCCGCAGUAGUUUACCCCUGGAUGAAGAAAGUUCACGUAACUACUGUGAACCCGGAUUACACAGGAUCCGAGCCCAAGCGGUCCAGAACCGCGUACACCCGGCAGCAGGUUCUGGAGCUGGAGAAGGAGUUUCAUUUUAACAGGUAUCUGACCAGGCGGCGGCGGAUCGAGAUCGCGCACACGCUUUGCCUCUCCGAGAGGCAGAUCAAAAUCUGGUUUCAAAACAGACGGAUGAAGUGGAAGAAAGAUCACAAACUCCCCAACACGAAGGGCAGAUCAGCACCAGCCUCCAGCCAUCUGCAGAGCAUCCACAAGGACAACCAGACUGAUAUCACAGCAUUAUAAGACAACGAGGGGUCCUGUCUUCACGUUCACGCUGUACAUAAAAAGACAAAGGUUGCAUCUGAUUUUUUUUUUUUUUUUUUGCAUGGACUUAUUUUUUUCCAUUUUUCUUCCUUUUUUAAUUUAACAAUUACCCAACAGUGUUGACUCAAGACUGAGUCAAAAAAAAAAAAAUCAAUGUCAUUAAAACUGAGAGGUUUGCAAGUAGAUCCUCGUUUCUUUUGUUGGAAUUUCCCUCAAAGAGACAGAAAAUUACAUCGAAACUUGUCCUUUUUUUUUAAUUAUUAAAAAAUAUUCUUUGGACGUUUUCGGCCCUGAGGACAUUAAAUAAACAAACUCGACUUGAUUUCUUGGAUUUAAAGGAGCUGCCUGUGCUUUCCUCGGACCCUCAGUUCAAGACAGGGGAGGCCAUUCGUUACAAUUCCACACGCACAAAGCUUAUUUUAUUUUUAUUUUUUUCUUUUCUUCAGUAGAAAGCUCACACAUAAACGCACAAUGAAUAAAUAAAUAGCUAUAUAUAUAUCUCUCUACUUGAAGGAAACAUUAUUUGCAUAGAGCACGCCAAACACUCGACCUCCUUUCGUACUUUUGCAAGAUUUCCCGAUGAAUGUUUCAGUUUUUUUUUGUGACUUGUAUGUUUUAACUUAUUUUGUACAAAAAAAAAGAUAGCUUUGAAAUUUUGUUCGCCUAAAUAUUAUUCCCAAACGUAAGACAUUCCUGUGUGCAUACUAUUCAGAGUGCCCUUAUAAAUCUCCCCUGACAUCUUUGUAAACAGUGUACAUUUUCUGAGGCUCUCUCAUGCUGGUUUGAAAAGAUCAUUUGUUCCUGCAUGGCAUCGAAUUGAUAUUGGAUGUUUCUCAUCAGGAAUAAUCAAAUCCUGAAUAUUUAGGAGUAUAAUUGUUUGUUUUUUUCCCAGCGAUUUUCAUUAUUUAUUUGUUUAAAAGAAAACGUGUAAAUUUCGUAUAGCACACAGUUUAAUUGAAAGUAUUCGUUGAGCGGUUAUUAUUCUGAAAUAAGUUUGAACUCUUGUGCAUGGCUUUAUGCAGGGAAAAAAAAUUUAGUCUUAGUUAAAAUGGGAAUCUUUUCAGGGUUUUUUUCCCCUCCAUUGAAGCUUUCCGAGGGGAGGCUUUCAGAUCACCUUUCAAGACACACAUUUCUUGUUUUUUACCGUCAUUGUCUUCGGACACACACAUAAAAAAAAAAAAAAAAGCCCAGAAGCUCUCCCA